AUGGCAAGCGCUGGGCAAAAGGUUGUGCUGAUCACUGGAUGCUCGUCCGGAAUCGGUUUAACACUUGCUGUCCAACUUGCAAAUGAUACCAGGAAACAAUUUUACGUUAUUGCGACGAUGCGAAAUUUAGGUCGUAAAGGAAAACUGGAAGAGGCUGCUGGAGAGAGACUGAAUGAGACGUUGCACAUCCAGCAGCUGGAUGUUUGCAGUGACCAAUCAGUGGCAGAGUGUCUCAACAAUGUUGGAAGAGUUGACGUUCUGGUGAACAACGCAGGGGUUGGAAAAAUUGGUCCCAUAGAGAGCCUAAGCAUGCAAGAAGUUAAGGAUAUGUUUGACACAAACUUUUUUGGAGUUGUUCGGAUGGUCAAGGCAGUGAUCCCGGAUAUGAAGAGAAGAAAAAGCGGUCACAUUGUUAUGAUGAGCAGUGUGAUGGGACUUCAAGGGAUUAUAUUCAAUGAUGUCUACGCUGCCUCCAAGUUUGCCUUGGAGGGAUUUUGUGAAAGUCUUGCUGUUCAGCUUUUGAAGUUCAAUGUACAUGUUUCACUGAUUGAGCCUGGCCCUGUGAACACAGACUUCGAAAUGAAGCUCAUGAAGGAAGUGUCAUGCUCAGAAUUUCCAGGAACGGACUUGGAGACGAUCCAGUACUUUAAAGAUGUCUACCUGCCCGCUGCUCAUGACAUCUUUGUGACCCUGGGGCAGUCACCAGACUCCAUUGCCAAGGCGACCAUCAAGGUGAUAAAAAUGGAACAACCAGUAUUUCGUUACCAGACCAACAUGCUCUACACACCAUUGACGGCAAUGAAGUACGCUGACAAUACGGGAAAUCUGUCUGUUCGAAGUUUUUACAACCUGCUUUUUAAUCAUGGAACUCUCUUCAAGAUAAGUUUGAACUUCCUCAGGCUUAUCACAUGUACCUGCUUCCGUAAUAGGGCAGUUUCACCGGACUGA
Molecule: messenger RNA, 948 nt
Organism: Hypanus sabinus (Atlantic stingray)
Lineage: Eukaryota; Metazoa; Chordata; Chondrichthyes; Myliobatiformes; Dasyatidae
Product: retinol dehydrogenase 8-like
Exons: 6
Coding region: 1-948 (315 amino acids)
Biological process (GO): estrogen biosynthetic process
Cellular component (GO): cytoplasm
Molecular function (GO): estradiol 17-beta-dehydrogenase [NAD(P)+] activity
Source: RefSeq, a predicted model, not a curated record